AUGGCUUCCCUCCAAUUUGUGGUAUCGUCUCUAGAGACGAUAGCCAAGGACUCUCAUCGCAACAAACAACUCUCAGAAUCGGUGCAAACCGCUCUGGCAGCCAUCAAAGAGAGCGACCCACAGCUACCAGACCCUGAAGUCAUAUUCGCACCAUUACAGCUGGCCACCAAGUCUGGGAGCGUUCCUUUAAUCACCAACGCACUUGACUCCAUUGGAAAGCUCACAUCGUCAUCCUACUUCUCACAGUUAUCCUCUCAAGAGGGUUCGACCGAACGCGCACCCCUCAUCGAGCGCGCCAUUGAUACUAUAUGCGAUUGUUUUCAAGGCGAGACCACGCACGCUGAUGUGCAAUUGCAAAUAGUCAAGUCUCUGUUGGCCGCUGUGCUCAACGACAAGAUCAUUGUGCAUGGUGCAGGUCUGCUCAAAGCCGUCCGCCAGGUCUACAAUGUCUUCCUUCUCUCGAGGAGUCCUGUAAAUCAGCAAGUGGCACAGGGCACAUUGACGCAGAUGGCUGGAACAGUGUUCGAGAGGGUAAAGACAAGGUUGCACAUGAAAGAGUCAAGACUCCACCUUUCUAGACUGGCCCAGAGUUCCAGCAAGCUCACUCUCGAGGUCCAAGAAUCGAUCAAUGGAUCCUCUGCUCCUUCCGCUGACGAUGACGAUCGAGAAGUGGACUCAGACGCGGGCGGAGAGACUCCGGUGGAGAGGCGCGACGAAGACGCCAAGCUCACGAUCAAGGACCUCGAGAAGAUGAAGAACUUCGAUGAUUCGGGACUGGGAGAUGGGCCGACCAUGGUUAGCCAGGUCAAGCCGGCAAAGAGAGUGGCAAGAUCCAUCUCGGAAAACACACAAGGGGAUGCCUCGCUGGAUGACAGUCCGGAAGCACUGGAUGCGGAAGACGAGGUGUACAUUCGUGAUGCAUACCUCGUUUUCCGGUCCUUCUGCAAUCUCUCUACCAAAGUCCUCUCCCAAGAUCAGCUCUACGACCUCAGAGGCCAAGCGAUGAGGUCAAAAUUAAUCUCUCUUCAUCUGAUACAUACAUUAUUACACAGCAACAUUGCAGUUUUUGUCUCGCCAUUAUGUACCAUCACAAACACCAAGAACAACGAGCCGACAAGUUUUCUGGAAGCCAUCAAGUACUACCUCUGUCUUAGUAUCACCAGGAACGGCGCAAGUUCUGUAGAUAAGGUCUUUGACGUGACCUGCGAGGUUUUCUGGUUGAUCCUAAAGUUUAUGAGGGCAUCUUUCAAGAAAGAGAUAGAGGUCGUCUUGAACGAAAUUUACCUAGCAUUGCUGGCGAGGAAGACUGCGCCGCUCUCGCAGAAGCUAUACUUUGUCGGUAUUCUUAACCGGCUUUGCGCGGAUCCACGAGCGCUAGUCGAGGUCUAUCUCAACUACGACUGUGACCGUAAUGUCGACAACAUUUUCCAGUCACUCAUUGAGGAUCUGUCCAGGUUUGCAACGGCGCCGGUGGCAAUCACCCCUGCACAGGAGCAGCUUUUCGAGGAGAGGCACUCUAAAGGGAACCAAGCAACGGACUGGCAGACGAAAGGGGCAAUGCCGCCUCCGUUGUCCGCCACCCAGAUUGCGCCCCAGAACGAAACCGAGUCCGAUAUACCAAGAGAAUAUGCAAUCAAGCGUAUGUCUCUUGACUCCCUAGUUGAAGCACUUCGGUCACUCGUCAACUGGUCCCAGUCGGGCCGUCCAGAUGGUAAUGCGGGCGCAAUAAACGAGUCCGAGAGGAGGUCAUCCCUCGACGAUGCAAGGGAUUCCAUCGAUCCUUCGUACAGCGAAGGUCUCUCCAGGGGCGACACGCCAGCCUUACCAUCAACACCAGUGAUUGACGAUGAUCCUGAACAUCUCGAGAAGGAAAAGGCACGCAAGACGGCGAUGACGAACGCUAUCAAAGUCUUCAAUUUCAAACCCAAAAAGGGCAUUGCACUCUUGCUCAAAGAGGGUUUCAUCGCAAGUGAUCAUCCAGAAGACAUUGCCAACUUCCUAAUCCAGGAAGAGCGUCUGGACAAGGCGCAGCUUGGAGAAUAUCUGGGUGAAGGAGAACCCAAAAAUAUCGAGAUUAUGCAUGCCUUCGUGGACACCAUGGACUUUACCAAACGACGUUUCGUGGAUGCCUUACGGCAGUUCCUGCAAUCGUUCCGUUUGCCCGGUGAGGCGCAGAAGAUUGAUCGGUUCAUGUUGAAGUUUGCCAAUCGAUACGUAAUGGGUAACCCCAACGCGUUUGCCAACGCCGACACGGCAUAUGUGUUGGCUUACUCAGUCAUCCUACUCAACACUGACCUUCACAGUAGCAAAAUAGCCAAGCGCAUGUCCAAGGAAGACUUCAUCAAGAACAACCGAGGCAUCAACGACAACGCCGAUCUCCCAGAGGAAUAUCUCAAUAGUAUUUACGACGAGAUUGCCUCCAACGAGAUCGUUCUCACUAGCGAGAGGCAAGCCGCCGCCGCUGCUGGUACCGUCCCACCUCCAGCGACCGGUAUUGCUGCGGGCAUCGGCCAAGCCUUCUCGAGUAGAGACUACCAGAGAGAGGCAUAUGUACAGCAGUCGGAGGAAAUUUCGCUUCGCUCAGAGCAGCUUUUCAAGAACCUUUUCAAGAGCCAGCGCCGGAACGCCGAGAUGGCGGGCAUCAAGUUCAUUCCAGCAACCUCGUUCAAGCAUGUAGGACCCAUGUUUGACGUUACAUGGAUGUCUUUCUUUUCAGCGUUGUCUAGCCAACUCCAAAAGGCACUUAAUCUCGAGGUGAUCAAGCUGUGCCUUGAAGGCAUGAAGCUGGCCAUCAAGAUUGCUUGCUUUUUUGAUCUGCCAACGCCUCGAGAGGCGUUUAUCUCGGCAGUCAAGAACACUGCAAAUCUCAAUAACCCACAAGAGGUGUUCGCCAAGAAUUUAGAGGCGCUUCGAGUACUCCUAGAGCUUGGCUACACAGAAGGAAACUAUCUCAGGCAAUCUUGGAAGGAUAUCUUGAUGUGUGUCAGUCAACUGGAGAGGUUGCAACUGAUGGCGGGAGGAGUAGAUGCAAACUCGGUGCCCGACGUGUCAAAGGCAAGGUUCCAGCCACCGGCACGAGAUAAUGCUAGUGACGCCAGGAAAUCGGCAGCCGUUAAGCGUCAAAGACGGCGUUCCAAUACUGCUACUCACGGCCUCAACACGGAUAUUGCUUAUGAGAUCCUGUCGGACGAGAUGAUCAAGAGUAUGGAUAGGAUCUUCACCAAUACGGCAAAUCUGAACGGAGAGGCGAUCGGGCACUUUGCGCGAGCUCUGACAGAAGUAAGUUGGGACGAGAUCAAGGUCUCAGGCUCCAACGACCAGCCUCGAAUGUACAGCCUCCAAAAGAUUGUCGAGAUCAGCUACUACAACAUGACGCGAGUGCGCUUUGAGUGGACCACAAUCUGGGAUGUCCUAGGGGAUCACUUCAAUAACGUCGGCUGCCACAUCAAUGAAGCCAUUGUUUUCUUCGCGUUAGAUUCGUUGAGACAGCUCUCCAUGCGCUUUAUGGAGAUUGAAGAGUUGCCGGGCUUCAAAUUCCAGAAGGACUUCCUAAAGCCAUUCGAACACGUCAUGUCCAAUUCGAAUAAUAUUCGCGUCAAGGACAUGGUUCUGCGCUGCCUAAUUCAGAUGAUCCAGGCAAGGGGUGAGAACAUUAGGUCCGGUUGGCGGACCAUGUUUGGCGUAUUUACCGUUGCAGCAAGGGAUCCAUCCGAAAGCAUUGUCAGUAUGGCAUAUGAGAACGUCUCGCACGUCUACAAGACGCGGUUUGGAGUUGUGAUUUCCCAGGGAGCCUUCACCGACCUGAUUGUGUGCCUGACUGAGUUCUCCAAGAAUAUGAAGUUCCAGAAGAAAAGCUUGCAGGCAAUGGAAACACUCAAGUCGAUUAUUCCGCGUAUGCUCAAGGCCCCUGAGUGUCCGCUGUCACGCAAGUACACAUCCAACAACCAGCUCAAGGAAGCUGGUACCAUCGAAUCCCCCAUAAAAUCUCCCGGUCAGAGUCGGACUUCGAUCGAGGAGGCUUUCUGGUUCCCUGUGCUCUUUGCCUUCCACGACGUUCUCAUGACGGGCGAGGACCUGGAGGUGCGCUCCAAUGCGCUCAACUAUUUCUUCGAGGCGCUUCUCCGCUACGGUGGAGAUUUCCCUCCAGAGUUCUGGGACACGUUGUGGAGGCAGCAGUUGUAUCCAAUCUUUAUGGUGCUCCGAUCACGUCCUGAGAUGUCCAACGUCCUCAACCAUGAGGAACUUUCGGUCUGGCUUUCUACGACGAUGAUCCAGGCUCUACGCAACAUGAUCACACUCUUCACCCACUAUUUCGAUGCCCUCGAGUAUAUGCUUGACAGGUUCUUGGAGCUACUUGCACUUUGUAUCUGUCAAGAGAACGAUACGAUAGCAAGGAUAGGCAGCAAUUGCCUGCAGCAGCUAAUCCUCCAGAAUGUGACCAAGUUUACGCCUGAGCAUUGGGCCAAAAUUGUUGGUGCAUUUUGCGAGCUCUUUGAGCGGACGACGGCCUAUCAACUGUUCUCUGCAACAACCAUCAACUCAACCGCAUCUUUGUCGCUCUCGCCACCUCCCAGUGGUCUUGAUUUUGGUGGUCCACUGAGCCCGGGGCCGGAAUCGCCCAAGUUGGACGAGAAGUCAUUGAAGAUCAAUGGCAGUGAAGAGAAUGGAUACUUGUCCGACGGCGAGUCUGCUGUGGAUACCUCAGCCGAAGCCGGGGAGGAUCCUCUCAAGACACCAACAGCUCAUCCCUCACAGGCGGCGGCGGAAGCGGCAGCAGCAACAGACAAUGUGCCGUCGCCCGUGCUGGAAGACUACAAGCCGUCUUCUCAUCUGCAGCAGCAGCCGGUUGUGGUUACAGCUGCGCGACGUCGCUUCUUCAAUCGCAUCAUCUCGCGCUGCGUACUACAGCUUUUGAUGAUUGAGACGGUCAACGAACUUUUUAGCAAUGAGGCCGUGUACGCGCAGAUCCCAUCCUCUGAACUUCUACGGCUGAUGGGCCUGCUCAAGAAGUCGUUCCUCUUUGCACGACGUUUCAACAACGACAAGGAGUUGCGCAUGCGACUUUGGCGUGAAGGCUUUAUGAAACAGCCGCCCAACCUGCUCAAACAGGAAAGCGGCUCUGCAGCCACAUAUAUUGCCAUACUGUUCCGCAUGUUUACGGACCAGGCGCCUGGGCGUAGGGAGAGCAAGUCAGACGUAGAGAAUGCUCUUGUGCCGCUUUGCAAGGACAUCAUUCGCGGCUACAUAUCACUUGAAGAAGAAAGCCAGCAUAGAAACAUAUUGGCAUGGCGGCCAGUCGUAGUGGACGUACUGGAAGGCUACGCGGCACUCCCCGAACCGGCGUUCCGCAAUCACGCCAAAGCGUUUUAUCCGCUCGUUGUCGAUCUCGUCGCCAAGGAGCUGAGUGGCGAACUGAGGUCGGCCCUGCUGCUUGUGCUGCGCAGGGUGGGCGAGUACGAGCUCGGUAUUGAAGGGAUGGCAACCUCGUCAACGCACAAUCAUCGUGGUCAUAAUAGGAGCGACAGCGUCUUGACCAUGUCAACCGAAGGCGGCGGCGGGGGGCACAGUCCAUCGGUUGAGGUGGAGAGUGGCGAUGCCAUUCCUGACUUUAGAUCUCCUGGCACCGGCCUCUACUCGAACCUGGAGCGAUUGAAACUUCCCGAACCCGAAGCCGUCUUUGACAUAUCAUUCUUCCGCGAUCGCCCCGAGCCCUUCUAUGUGCUAGCAAAAGAGCUGUACCCGGGCAAGUUCCAGCCAACGAUAUCUCAUGCAUUUAUUGCGCUCCUGUCUAGAAAGGGUUUGUUACAAAUGAACUUUACACAAAACAUUGACUGCCUCGAAAGGCAGGCUGGUGUGCCCGCAGAUAAAAUCAUCGAAGCGCACGGCAGUUUUGCGACGCAAAGUUGCAUCGAAUGCAAAGAACCGUUCCCGGAUGACGAAAUGCUGCUUCACGUCGAGAAGGAGAUCGUGCCGCGGUGCGCCAGCUGCAACGGACUCGUGAAGCCAAACAUUGUGUUCUUUGGGGAGCCACUGCCCAGAACUUUCAGCGAGAAGUGUCAUCUGGUUGCAGACUCGGACCUUGCCAUCAUAAUCGGCACGAGCUUAACGGUUUACCCGUUUGCUGGUCUUCCGGAGCUGGUUCCUCGUGGAUCUCCGCGACUCUUGCUCAACAAGGUGCGCGUCGGUCAGAUUGGAACCAGACCAGAUGAUGUAGUGGAGCUUGGUUCAUGCGAUGCAGGCGUACGGAGGCUUGCGGAUCUGCUGGGCUGGCGGGAUGAGCUGGAGAAUCUUUGGAGGUCGGUUGUCGGUGACGCUGAGGCCGAGCGCCAGAUUGCUGCAAAGGAUGAUGAACAAGGCGGCUACUCGGAUGACAGUAGCGACUCUGAUCCCGACGAAGACAUGCGCAAGCUGGCCGAGGUUGUCGACCGGAUAAACCUGGGACUGGAAACCGCUGCCGUUGAUGAUACUUCCAGCAAACCGGGAGAUGGUGAGAUUACCAAGGCUACCGGGAAGUCUUCGGGUGAGACGACAAUCUCCGAUGAGUCCAAGCCUGAGGACCCAAGCACGGGAGACAGGGACAAGUUGGAACGAUCCAGUUCGACACAGGUUGAAGGUUUAGAAUCACAAAAAAAGCAGGACACUAGUUCCGCAGACGAGGAAAAGACCAAACACACGAGACCAGAUAACUCUCAACAGGCGCAGCCUUCUGAUAAUGCCAAGAUUUUCCUCAAACUGGAGAACCUCCAACCAUCUGGGUCCUUCAAGUCUAGAGGUAUCGGGCAUUAUCUACUUCAGCGUUUGUCUGAGCUUCCUCGCGACGCACCCAAGCCACACGUUGUCACAUCAAGCGGUGGAAACGCAGGGUUGGCGGCCAUCCAUGCUGCCCGCAAUGUUGGGUUGCCUUGCACCGUUGUGGUGCCGCUGUUGAUCAAGCCUCUGAUGAUCGAGAAGCUGAAGGCGGCCGGGGCGCACGAUGUGGUGCGGCAUGGGGCCACGUGGCAGGAGACUGACGACUAUGUGCGGCACGAAUUCAUGGACCAGUCCGAGGUUCCUACCAUCUAUGUUCCGCCCUUCGACCACCCCGAUAUCUGGACUGGUCAUUCAACUAUGGUGCACGAGUUUGCCAGACAAAUGCCGACGGGGACACCUCCGGACGCCAUAAUCUGCUCGGUGGGCGGUGGCGGCCUGCUCAACGGCGUCUGCCAGGGCGUCGACGACGUGGCGGCUGCUGCUGAUCCUAACCGCCCCAAGCCGAUCAUCCUGGCCGUGGAGACCGAGGGUGCCGAUUCGUUGAAUGCAUCGGUCAGGGCCGGCGAGCUAGUCGAGCUUCCGGGCAUUACGUCGCUGGCCACAAGCCUGGGCGCCAAGAAGGUGACAAGACAAACGCUAGAGUACGGGCAGCAAGACCACGUGAGGUCGCACGUACUGACAGACGCCGAGGCUGCAAUGGGCUGCUGGAGGCUGGCCGACGAUGAGCGGCUGCUCGUGGAGCUCGCCUGUGGAGUAAGCGUGAGCCUGUGUUACGGCGGGCGGCUGGAAAAGGCGCUGGGGAGGAAGGUGAAGCCCGAAGAUAGUGUUGUCAUUAUACUUUGUGGGGGGAGCAAUAUCACGGUCGAGAUGCUACAGGAAUAUCGGGUUAAGUUUGAGGGACAAGCGGCUGUCUCGGAGUUGUAG
Messenger RNA from Pyricularia pennisetigena, 7674 nucleotides. RefSeq lists its product as uncharacterized. The record is from RefSeq and is a predicted model, not a curated record. Gene Ontology annotation, molecular function: pyridoxal phosphate binding; guanyl-nucleotide exchange factor activity; NAD+ binding. The coding region runs from base 1 to 7674 and encodes 2557 amino acids. The transcript has 5 exons. Gene Ontology annotation, biological process: amino acid metabolic process; regulation of ARF protein signal transduction. Lineage: Eukaryota; Fungi; Ascomycota; Sordariomycetes; Magnaporthales; Pyriculariaceae.